Messenger RNA from Lytechinus variegatus (green sea urchin), 2090 nucleotides. Its product is annotated as sulfotransferase 1A3-like. Bases 315 to 1307 code for a protein of 330 amino acids. NCBI's taxonomy places the organism in Eukaryota, Metazoa, Echinodermata, Echinoidea, Temnopleuroida, Toxopneustidae. Gene Ontology annotation, biological process: sulfation. The transcript has 7 exons. The record is from RefSeq and is a predicted model, not a curated record. Gene Ontology annotation, molecular function: sulfotransferase activity. Gene Ontology annotation, cellular component: cytoplasm.
UCAAGUUCCGUGUGCAAAUUUGUUAGGCCAUUUCGGCUAUGUUUUUGGUGUGACGUCAUUCAUUCAUGGGGUACAACCAUGAGAGGUGCUAACCUUCGGUCUAUUUCUUUCAGACCACUCGAUCAUUGUCGACGGGAUCCAUAGUCCAUAUUUGAACGUGCAUGGGCUUCACAUUCUUUGAUCUCAAACCAUUAAUACAGAAGGUAUUAUUAGGCAUAAUAUCGGAAAGUCACUGUUUUUUUAUAUAUUGUCCAACUUAGCAGGAGCGAUUGGGAGUUUCGACAACUGGCGAGAGAAGUGUUACCUUCAAAAAAAUGUCUACAGCUAAAGAGCCUGUCAAGGGAUGGGACGGGAAGCCGUCAUUCCUCCUCGCCGAAGCUCCGGCGCAUGUUGCCAAAAAUUGCUACGAGUAUGACAACACCGUCAUGAGCUUCUUCUUCACCAAAAAGUGCCUGGGGCAGCUCAAGACUUUCAAGCUACGCUCAGAUGACUUGUUCAUCAUCACUUAUCCUAAGACAGGAACAACAUGGGCGCAGCAGAUCAUGAUGCUUGUUCAGGUUGAAGCCGACCUGUCUUUCUUCGAGGGGAAACACAUCUCUAAAAUGGUUCCAUUCUUAGAAGUUCCUGAUGUUCCAGAUGCAGGGGCGUUUAAGACGGUGGAAGAAAUAAACGAGGCACCAACGUGCGUUGAAACUGCAGACGCAAUGCCAACCGAUACACGUCGGAUACUAAAAACACACGUGGUUCAAAAAUGGCUCCCUGACGGACUCCAAGAUAACCCCCAGGCGAAGGUUGUGUAUGUGGCCAGAAACCCAAAGGACACGGCUGUCUCUUACUUUCACUUCUGUGAACUAAUCAAAGAGCUACCAAACUACGUGUCGUGGGACGAGUUCUUCGAAGAGUUCCUCGCUGGAAGGGUUCCUUAUGGGCCUUAUUUAGAUCACAUCCUCCCGUGGUGGAAGCUUAGAGACCACCCUAAUGUUCUCUUCCUCACCUAUGAAGAUAUGAAAAAGGACUCUCGGAAAACGAUAGUUCAGAUCGCCGAGUUCAUGGGGAAAUCUUUACCAGACGACAUCAUUGACCGUAUCGUCGAAGCUUCAAGUUUCAAGUUCAUGAAGAGUAACAAGACAACCAACCCCGACGUUGCUUAUGAAGAAGAAAUGGACACGUCAAACAAGAAGUCAUUCAUGCGUAAAGGUAUGGUCGGAGAUUGGAAGAACUACUUCACCGAGGAUCAAAAUCGUCGGAUUGAUCAACUCAUUCGAGAAAAAAUGGGCGGAUCUGGUUUUGAAUUCAGAUUUGAAUAACCAUAAUCAGAGCCACAGCUAUGUCUUUCAAGAAAUCAUAUAUGUUUUUCUAUUUCUCAUUUUCGUUUAGCUACAUCACUCAGAAUAAUUUCUUUUAAUUGUUAUUAUUCAUAGGAAAUUAAUAUAUAUGGAGGAAGCAAAAUAAUUUAUAUCGUGGUUAAAAACUUAUGUAUAGCUGAUUGAAAAACAAUCUAAAUGGCUAAUCUUAUCUUAGUUAAUCUUGGUGCAGAAUGUGCAACAGACCUUUUAACCCUAACUAGCCCCCCCCCCCACCCCCUCGAUGUUGUUUUGCACGUCUCUAGUGAGUCACAAAUGUAUGGCUAUUUAAUAUCUUUUAAAAACGAUGAAAAAGAGAGAAGAGGAAAUUGUAUUUGCUUUCUUUAAAUUUUCUUUUACAAGAAAGCCUAAAGACCGUCUGGACUAAAAAAAAAUGCUCUUAAUUUAUGGCAGAAAAGGUGUUUUCAUAAAUGAAUAUACUUUAACAUAAAGUGACAAGAUUGUUAAAACCUGAGAAAUGAGUUUGUAUUCUUUAUAGAAUUUGCAAGUCCCGUAUACUGCAAUAAUUUGAUCAUCAUUAUUAAGCUAUGUUUAUGUACCUCAAUAUGAAUAUAAUGUAGUACUAUAAUCAUUGAAAAUAUAUUUAUAUAGAUCUUUCAGUUUCGAAACGAGAAUAUUAUAGUAGUGAUGUAUUUUAAAUUGAAAAAAUAUGUAUUUCAAAACCAGCUUUGCCAGAAUUACGCUGAAAUGAGCGAUUGUGUAUCGCAUAAUAAAAAAUUACAUUUA